AUGGCGCCUACACACAAGACACCAUUCGCACUGAUCCUCACAGAGUUGGCCAUUUCGACCACGGCAGUGACUCUAUUUGGUCUCAUGUAUCCAGUAGAAUUCAGAUCACGACUAUGGGAGAACGGUGGCGAACAAGGAUGGAACUCCAACCCUAACAAGCGGAUCUACUAUUACGCCAACCAUCAGGAGCCACCUGAAGUGCCUCUGAUUUGGAGCCAAAGACUCUACAUCUCGAACCUCGCGAUCGCCAUCCUUGGGUUGGUCGUCUUCUUCGCCCGCACCGCCAUGUCACAUCUUCGAUACCUUCCCCGCUACGUAAAUAACAUCUACGACGCGAUCCUUCUCGGGCUCUGGGCAGUGAGCAUUGCAGGUCAAACGUCGAGCGACUUUACCGAUCCUGAACACCCGAGUCCACAUCCUUGGUACCUAACCAGAGGGUGUUCUGCGGCUUGGGACAAAACCCAAGGCUAUUGCCGAAUUGCACAGGCGAGCUUUGCCAUGUCAGUCAUAGCUGCGAUACUAUAUGGUGCGAGGUUGAUACGAGAGGCUAUGUUGAUAGCAUACGAGAGAGGGCAGCGUCACCAGUCCAAGUGGUCUGUCCGGGAUGUUCAAGAGGUGGAAUCAAUAGCGGGUGUAUAUUUGGAUGAAGGAGGGGAAUCCGAGGCCGAGUCAACAACAAAGGAGGAUUGGCAGAGUAUGGCUUUGAGCCCAGUUCUAGCAUUCUUCCCGUCUUCGGACAACCGUUGGUAG
Molecule: messenger RNA, 750 nt
Organism: Fusarium mangiferae
Lineage: Eukaryota; Fungi; Ascomycota; Sordariomycetes; Hypocreales; Nectriaceae
Exons: 2
Coding region: 1-750 (249 amino acids)
Source: RefSeq, a predicted model, not a curated record